AUGGCCGCUGCCACACAAGAUGCCGCUUUUACAGCCGAUCCAUUACUCUAUCGAAUACCGGAGUUUCCUUCAGUGAUUCCUAUCACACCCGGACCAACAAUGAGUCCUUGUGAAUCCGACGGUAUCGCUGCUUGGAUCACCAUCAGUGGUGCUCCGUUUCCUGCUAUGGUUCUGGGAGGUGAACCGCGUGUGCCUAUUCAUCUUUUACUAAGUCGAGUGCUAUUUACACAAGGUGUUAGCGAGAUUCAAGCUAUGAUGGAUGACUUAAAUAUUCACAAGUCGAUCGCUACUAAUGAACAAGCCGAACGGUUGCGCAAAAUGGACGCCGAAGUGUCAGCCACUCAGGACUUGUCCAAUUUGAACUUAGUGACACGGUCCGAUGCGGAGCGAAUAUGUGGUAUUGUGCGAAUCGAGAGUACCCCUUCUACAAAUGAGCCUGUCGCGUAUGUUUCUUAUUUGUUGACAAUUUUCUCGUCUCUAUGGUUGCGU
Molecule: messenger RNA, 489 nt
Organism: Ostertagia ostertagi
Lineage: Eukaryota; Metazoa; Nematoda; Chromadorea; Rhabditida; Trichostrongylidae
Source: the annotation of a GenBank genome assembly